Messenger RNA from Scophthalmus maximus (turbot), 3554 nucleotides. RefSeq names its product protein phosphatase Slingshot homolog 3. Gene Ontology annotation, molecular function: actin binding; protein tyrosine/serine/threonine phosphatase activity. NCBI's taxonomy places the organism in Eukaryota, Metazoa, Chordata, Actinopteri, Pleuronectiformes, Scophthalmidae. The coding region runs from base 255 to 2147 and encodes 630 amino acids. Gene Ontology annotation, cellular component: cytoplasm. The transcript is spliced from 17 exons. Gene Ontology annotation, biological process: actin cytoskeleton organization; protein dephosphorylation; negative regulation of actin filament polymerization. The record is from RefSeq and is a predicted model, not a curated record.
CCCCUCCCUCGCCGAGCCCUCCUCCGCCGGGUCGGCCGCUGCUGUAGAUGGUGAAGUCCGCUCCCUCGUAAGGAGCCGUCGGUGCAGACAAGUAGGCACCAAAGCAGGAAACUGGAGUAGUAGGGGGAGACACGUUCUGUGGGAGAGAAAAAUAUUCCAGCGUUUGCCCCACCCACUGCACACUUUUGGCUGAGGAACCUGCAGAGCCUGUCUGAGCUUGUCAGCAACCAAGGGUUUAGUGUAGGUUUAGUGCAAUGGCUCUGUUGACCCUGCACAGGAUUCCAUCUCUCUGCACCGCUCCAGAUGAAAGCUUCCAAAGAAGUCCGAGACUUCAGAAAAGGGAAAGCUUUGCCCUUGUGAAGGGGGCGGUGCUCCUGCUGGAAGAGGGCCAGGUGGUGGGCCUUCACGAGCAGACCUCUCCCACUGCGACUUCUCCCGGGAAGCAAGUCGGACGAGCGUCGGACACCCAGCACAGACACAUCCACGCCAUGCUCGAGCAGCUCAGACCAGAAGAUAACAUCCAGCUGGCGGUGCAGUUGGAAUCUGUUAACCCGACCAGAGUCAGGUAUCUUAUCAUGGUUUCCACCCUUGGCAGCAAACAGGAGAGCAUCCUGCUGGGCAUGGAUUUCCCCAACUCAGACAGUGAUCAGUGCACCAUCGGCUUGGUUCUGCCCGUAUGGAGUGACACGCAGGUGUAUCUGGAUGGAGACGGUGGCUUUAGCGUGACCUCAGCAGAAGAGACCAGGAUCUUUAAGCCUGUCUCCAUGCAGACCAUGUGGUCAGUGCUGCAGGCGUUGCAUGGCUGCUGCGAGCGGGCGGUCAAGGCAGCGGUGAUCCCGGGCUGCGGCCUGGAAUGGGCCGAGCACUACCACAAGCUCAUCGAGUCAGAUCGCUUCUGUCUCAAUGAGUGGGAGGCCAUGAACGACCUGGAGUCGGUCCGCAGGGACAUUAGUGGACAGAGCUCGGCAGACAGACUCUCCGACGAGACGCUGAUCAAAGAGCACCUGAGAGACAUUAUGAGGACCGAAGACCUGGACAACCUCACGUCGAAAAUGGUGCACUCCAGCCUACAGGCAAGGAUGGGCUUUGAUAUGAGACCUUACAAAGAGUACAUUGACAACGAGAUCCUGGUCACCAUGGCUCAGAUGGACAAACCCUCUAAAAUAUUCGACUAUCUUUAUCUGGGCUCUGAGUGGAACGCAGCAAACUUUGAGGAGCUGCAGAAAAACAAUGUCGGCUACAUUCUGAAUGUGACGAGAGAGAUUGACAACUUUUUCCCAGAAUCCUUCACCUACAUGAACAUCAGAGUGUACGAUGUCGAAGCCACAGACCUGCUCCCUCACUGGACAGACACAUACAAGUUCAUCAACACUGCAAGGAAGAGCGGACAGGCGGUGUUGGUGCACUGUAAGAUGGGCGUAUCGCGCUCUGCAUCCACGGUGAUCUCCUACGCCAUGAAGCAGCAGCGCUGGCCGCUGGAUGUGGCGUUGGCCUAUGUCCGGGAUCGCCGUUCCAUCAUUAAGCCCAAUGAAGGCUUCAUGAAGCAGCUCCAGACCUACAACGGCAUCCUCAAAGCAAGCCAGCAGCGUCACAGCAAACUCUGGAGGAGUAAGUCGAGAGAGCAGAGACAAAAGUCUGUAUGCAAAGAAGAGGGAGGAGGGGAAGGAAAGCCAGAAGAGGAAGAGGAGGAAGAGGAAGAGGAAGAGGAGGAGGAUGAGGGACUUCAUGAGGAGGAGGAGGAGGAUGAAGACAGUCCCGAUGAAAAAGAUUCAGGUUGCUCUGAGAAUGAAAAAGAUGAAUCAGAGGUGGAAACAGAGGUGUUUGAAGAACCCGUCCCCACGUCCGACACCAGUCAGGCACGUGGGCAGACAGAACCGUCGCGUGACAAUCCCAUAAUAACUGUAAAUGAACCAGAAAAGGUCGCUCCGAGUGUUAAUCGCAGCGGCAGGAUGAACCUCUUCUCCCUAAUGCAGUCCAUCAGUGAACUGGAUGACGGGGAUAAGGGACAGCUUCCUGGGAGUCCGAGGCGGUCUCCAGGACAACGGAGGCGAAGCCAGGCUCGGCGUGGUCUGAUUCACCAGAAGGCGUGUGUGGAUGUUUCACCUGAACCACGCAGCCUGCCUGACGCCGGUCCGAGCAAACCCUGAAGUGAAGGUGGCCGAGCAGGGAGAGGAGAGGAGAGGAGAGGGUCCUACACAGGAGGAAAAACAUGGUGGUGGAGAAACUCUGGAACAUGAAGCCUGAAGGAAAGUGUGCUCUAGUAAACAUGCCAAGGUUUUUAAUACACUGCUUUAUAGAUUAUUUAGAUGUUGAAACUUUGAAUUUAUGUUUUCAAGGUAAUUUUGAUCACAUCUCUCCUUUCAUAAUUAUUAGAACUGAAGGGUCACUGUUGAUAAAAACAUCUUGCUGCAAUAUUGCUAUAUCAGUAAAAGUCAUGAUAUCUUAUGAUAUAUUGUUGUUAUGGUUUAUUGUUUUGAGAACAUAUCCUACCACAUACUGACGUAACAGUGUCUUCCUCCAUGUAGCCUCCUCUUUCUCACCUCUUCCCUUCUUCAGCCCUCCACAGAUUGUAUCUAUGCAAUGACUCUUCUUUUACGGUUCUGUAUGAAUCAGGCUGUAUGCUGCCAAUCCAAAGUAGACGGUUUUAAAUGUUUUUUCAUAUCGUCUCUUUUUCUCAUCAGAAGUCAUUUUUUUAUGUAUGUUACUCACAGACGUGAGGACUUCACUAUGUCAAAGCUGUGCAUCAUGGACCAUGUUAGGGACAGUUUUUAAUGGCACAAGCCUGUUUUCCAAACUAUGUAUUCCAAUGUGCCAAUGAAAAAUAUUCAUCACAUCAUAAGGUUUAAAAAACAAACAUGUCACCCAUUUUAUUUUCAUUCAUUCCAUUUAAACACCAGCACUGAGUGCCUUUAACCUGAGAAUGAAAUACGACCCUAUGACUGGUGUUUUUCACGUUUUUAUUACAAGGUGGUUGCUGGACUUUGAAUGGAUCUUGUACUAGUUCUUCACUUGGUUUGAGUACAGUAUAAAUGUGACUUCUCCAAGGUUUUUCAUGUAUGCAUUAAGCUUAUAUAUAGAGUAUAUAUAUCGACACAUAAUUGAUCUUGAACUGGGUGCAUGUCAUGUGUUUUAUACCAGCCUGUGAGAUCAAAUCCUUCAUGUAUUUAUAUGGACAUUGAAUGGAUAAAUUAUUCAAUAUAUUGUUUUCAGAUUUAUGAGUACUAGAUGUUGAUGUGGAACAUUAUAUCACGCUGGCAUUAAUAUUUAUCCAGAGAACCCAAGCUACAGCUUACUUUACAUUUAACGUGCAUGCUCAGUGAAAAAACAAACAUGCACUUUAUAAUCUCAAAAACACACACACACACACACUGUUCCCACUGCCUGAGCCAACAUCACGCUGUAAUAUGUUCAAAAUGAUUGAUGAUCCUUUUUUUUUUUAAAGAGUUCUUUUUCCACGUCUCUAUGCCUUGUUGCUUUAAUAUCUCUGCUGUCUGCAUCUCACUCGUUUACAACAAGCACUAAGUGGAAAAAAUAAACAAUUACCCUCAAACAAA